AACGCGACGCUCGAUUUUCAAGAGAUUAUCUACCUGAGCAUGCCGUAUCGGACCGACAGACAGGACCAGCUGUCGCUCAUUGCUGCUGUGUCGGGGUUGAAGCUCACCAUGCUUCCUGGUGUACCGCAUGCGAACGCAUGGCGUUAUAUAAUCGACAACGAUAUUCAGAGUGCGCUCAUCAUUGAGGAUGACGUGGACUGGGACGUGAAUAUCAAGGACAUCAUGGGCUUGAUGAACUGGCAGCUUCGAUACAACAACACGAUCCGGUGGGGUGCGGGCAACGUGCAGCAAGGCUGGAAUGAGGACUGUCCUUAUGCAGGCUGCGACUGGGACGAACUUUUCGUAGGCCAAUGCGACGGCAAGCAUAACCCUGAGCGCCUCGACCUGCAUUCCGUUUUCCCCGACCCAAACUCGGACAAGUUGGAGAAUAUGCCCGAUUGGGUGCAGAAAGAUAUGACAGAGGUGUGGAAUCUUACUGAAUCCGAGGGCAUCCGGGUCCUCUCGGCCACCUUCCAGCCCAUCUGCCUCAUGGGAUACGGAGUCUCGCGGAUGGGCGCCAUGCGCAUGCUGUACAGAAUUGGCGGCUGGCUCCCCUUUCAAGAUCCGGUGGACCUCGAGAUUGCAAGGCGGACGGCUGAGGGCGGUCUCAGCGGAUACACUCUGACCCCUCCCGCCUUCACCUCUUGGCGUGUCGGCGGAAGCCAAGACUCAGAU
Messenger RNA from Westerdykella ornata, 714 nucleotides. RefSeq lists its product as uncharacterized. Lineage: Eukaryota; Fungi; Ascomycota; Dothideomycetes; Pleosporales; Sporormiaceae. The transcript has 3 exons. The record is from RefSeq and is a predicted model, not a curated record. The annotation marks the transcript as partial.